AGUGGUCAUUGCUCUUUCCAACUGUACAUAUAGAGAGUUGCUCUCUCCCUGGUGACUACUUGUAACUACUCCAGGGAAACACAUUGGUCAGCUCUGCCUUGAUUGUACUGGACUGUGAGGGUGGCAAAACUCUAUCAAGGAGGUCUGAGCUGCUACGGACGCUGAGGGGCAAGAACCCACCGAGGAGAAAGAGCAAUUCUGGCUCUUUCAGCUACAGCUGCUAUGUCUCACCUCCUCCUUUCAGUUUUUGGCCUUUUCUUCCUCUCACUGACUUCCUUCUGUGCCUCUGAAGAUGACCCUUCAGUGGUGACCAGCAGUGGCCCCAUUAAAGGCAAGAGAAUCCUGGCUGGUUCUGGCUCUGUGACUGCCUAUUUGGGUAUCCCCUAUGCUAAGCCCCCUCUAGGAAAACUGCGUUUCCAGAAGCCUCUUCCUCAUCCUCCCUGGAGCCAUGUGUUGGAGACCACCAGAUUUGGCAACUCUUGUCCCCAGACAAAUGCUUCUGGCCUCCUUGAUGUAGACAUAUGGACUGCCAACACACCACUUUCAGAGGACUGUCUCUUCCUCAAUGUCUGGGUACCCCAUCCAAAGCCCUCCACCCCAGCACCUCUCCUUGUAUGGAUCCAAGGUAUGGGUUAUAUCACUGGCACUGCUUCAUUGGAGAUCUAUGAUGGAGCAGUUUUAGCUGUCACAGAGAAUGUCAUUGUGGCCUCCAUGAAUUACCGCUUGGGGGCUUUGGGUUUUCUCUACAUGCCACCACAUGCCCCAGGAAACAUUGGCUUGUGGGACCAACAUCUAGCACUGAAGUGGUUGAAGGAGAAUGCAGCUGUCUUUGGUGGAAAUCCAACUCAAUUGACUCUUGUUGGCCAUAGCGCUGGAGCAGCCAUGGUGGGAUUCCAUCUUCUCUCACCAGUAAGCCAACCACUUUUCUCCCAUGCUGUGCUUCAGAGUGGAGUUCCCAAUGCCCUCUGGCCUUGGAAGAACCCCAAGGAAGCAAAACUAGAUGCAGAGACGGUGAGCAAACAAGUGGGGUGUACUCAAAAUGCUGACAUUCAUGUGGUGCAAUGUCUACAGAGAAUAGAAAUUUGGGACAAAAAGUUUUCUCAUCUGACUGCUAUCAAUUCCUUGACAAUAGAUGGAGAGUUCUUGCCAGAUGAGCCUGAAAAGCUUCUGGAGACAGCAGAUCUUCGGGACAAAUCAGUACUUACUGGCAUCCUAACGGAUGAAGGGUCUACUUUUGUAUUAUAUAUGUAUUCUAGUACCAAAACAAAUGGUGGGACAUUGACUUGGGAGCAGCUUCAUCAAGGGGUGAUGAGAACUAUGCCAAAAGGAACAGAUGAAGCUGCUGCUAAGACUGUAGCACUGAAGUUCAGUGAAAGCUUUCAUGGUCCAGAGCGGUAUCGUUUGGCUUUUGCUCAGUAUUUUAGAGAUUAUUUCUUUGUCUGUUCUUUGAAUGAAUUUGCUGCAAAAAUCAGAGAGGCUGGGAGGCCUGUGUAUGUUUACUCCUUUGAUCACCGCACAUCUGGAUCCAUAUGGCCUGAAUGGGUAGAGACACCUUAUGGAUCUGAAGUUCCUUACCUGUUUGGAAGCCUUACAACAGCUCUGCAAACAAGUCAGCCUGUCACAGAGACUGAGAAGGCACUGAGCCAUAGAGUGAUGCGAUAUUGGGCUGAAUUCGCCAGAAGUGGGAAUCCUACUGGAUCAACACCCAAUGAGGUGGAAUGGCCACUGUACAAUGCCAAAGAGAAGAAGUUAUUUCACAUCAGUACAGGGGCGCCCCAGCUCAAACCAAUGUCACCUACUCCACAUUGUGAUUUCCUGGCCAGUCUGAAGGUGAAUGAAACAUGUACAAGCCAGGACUGCAUGGAAGAUGUAGAUGAAUGCCAGCUGAUCCCAAAUGUCUGCCAAAAUGGAGGCACCUGCCACAACACUCCUGGGAGCUACAACUGUGACUGUGUCAAUGGCUGGACUGGCAAGGACUGCAGUGAGAAUAUUGAUGAUUGUCUUAGCGGAGCCUGCUUCACAGGGGCUACUUGCCAUGACCGCGUGACCUCCUUUUACUGUGAAUGCCCACCAGGCAGGACAGGUUUGCUGUGCCAUCUCAAUGAUGCUUGCAUUGGAAAUCCAUGCAAUGAAGGCUGCAAGUGUGACACCAACCUCAUCACUGGAAAAAUCAUUUGCACCUGCCCAUCUCAUGCUGAUGGAAGUAAGCCUUAAUAAGUACUCAUUGGGUUCACCAUAAGCCGAAGUCAACUCGAGUGCAGUUAACAACAACAGACCUCUUCCAUCCAACCAGCCAUAAAUGAUCCACCUUGCUGACAUGGGAGCCCCAAGCCUUUACUGCAGAAUAUAAAUAUUGAGCUAUAUACAACUGAAGAAGAGGAAAGGAGUUUCAAAUAAAUUAGGUGGGCACAUAUAAGUAAUUACAGAAUAUCUACAGCAUGAGUGCAGUACUAAAAUGUGGAAAUUACCUCCAGCCCAGUUUCCAACCACAAACAAGGUGACUUUUAUUUGAAAGAAGGAGAGGUCAGGGAAAAAUAAGGAAUCAUCAAAUGCAAGACAUCUUUCCCAAGACUACUGGAUAAUUUGUCAAUCUUUAGUUAGAUUCUAGCAAAAUUCUUUUAAUUUUACUAUGAUUAGCACAAUGGUGUUAUUGGCAGUGAAAGUGGAGUUAAGUCUGGUCAAAAAUCUUUGUUCAGGAAAAAAAGAAAUUUUUUUUUUUGGAUUCCUAGAUUCUCUUCAGUACUAGCAUUUUAACUUUUAUAUAUUUCUUUUGCCCAAUUAUUAGUAGUGUAAGUGUUCCAAGAGAGGUUCUUGAUUUAGUUAAAGGGGCAAACUAAUUAAAUAUAAGGAUUUUGAUGUACUCAGAGUAAAUGCUUCAUAUGUCCAAAGGAAUGAAAUGCUACAUCUCCCUUUUUUCCAUG
Sceloporus undulatus (fence lizard) is the source of this 2921-nucleotide messenger RNA. Its product is annotated as acetylcholinesterase-like. Gene Ontology annotation, biological process: acetylcholine catabolic process; choline metabolic process. Gene Ontology annotation, cellular component: plasma membrane. The transcript is spliced from 7 exons. The coding region runs from base 223 to 2214 and encodes 663 amino acids. Gene Ontology annotation, molecular function: acetylcholinesterase activity; calcium ion binding. The record is from RefSeq and is a predicted model, not a curated record. Lineage: Eukaryota; Metazoa; Chordata; Lepidosauria; Squamata; Phrynosomatidae.